This is a messenger RNA of Anarrhichthys ocellatus (wolf-eel), 5062 nucleotides long. RefSeq names its product RNA-binding motif, single-stranded-interacting protein 3-like. Gene Ontology annotation, molecular function: RNA binding. The transcript is spliced from 14 exons. The record is from RefSeq and is a predicted model, not a curated record. The coding region runs from base 1216 to 2499 and encodes 427 amino acids. Lineage: Eukaryota; Metazoa; Chordata; Actinopteri; Perciformes; Anarhichadidae. Gene Ontology annotation, cellular component: ribonucleoprotein complex.
GACGGCAACAGCCACACAAACACACUCCACACACCACCACCACGACCACCACCGCCGCCACCACCACCACACAGACACUGUGACGGCUGCCAGGCGCAGUGGGAAGCAAGCCGUCAGGGAGAGAGCUUGAGAAGAAAGAGAGGGAUCGCAGAGGAGAAGAGAAGAAAAGAGUUGGAGGAGGCACCUUGUGGAUCAGAGGGGAUUUUCCUCCUGUGCGAGUGCGCUUCUGGAUACGACUAUCUGCUUCUUCCCGAGCAAGAGGAGUUUUUAAACGAGGCUUCUUUCUUUUUUUGCUCAUCCUCCACGCCGGGCUCCAGCGAUAUCUACCUAUCUAUCCCCGGAGCUUAACAAAACAGGGAGGGAGUGAGAGAGAGAGUGAGAAUAAAGGCAGUCACAGCUUCAGCUCAAGACCACCCUCUCUCCUCCUCUUCCUCCUCUUCUCUCUCUCUAGCUCCACAUCCAGGCGUGAGUUCAUCGCUGAUUUCACUGUCUUUUGAGGAUAGAGCAGAGCACAGCGCGUGUUCUCCAGGACACAGCCGAGCUCCCGGUGGGAUCAGGGUCUCGUCUGUGGUGAGAGGGAGCGAGAACCAGACAGGGAAACUGAUACACAGGAAGAAGGAAAGAGAAGGAGAGAGACGAGAGUAAGAGACGCCGGAGAGCAAAUUGUGGGGCAUGUUCAGGGCAGCAGGGACGAAGAGGCAGUCUGAUUUUUAGAGUGGAGAGUGCAAGGAACUGACAACCGGAUCCUAUCCAUUCCUCCCUCCUCCUCCUUCUCCUCAUCGUCCUUUUCUUCUUCCCUCUCCUUUUACCCUCUCUCUGUCCUGCUCUUCAAUUCCCCCUAUUGAUUCCGGUGUUGCCUCCUACUAACCUUUUUUUAAUACCUUCCAUUCCUCACCUCCUUCUCCCCAAACCCUUUUUUUUUGCUGCCACUCCGGAUUCUCUCUGUCUCUCUUUCUGGGCCUGUCUCUCUUUGUGAGGUUCCCUGUGAGCUCCCAGACAAGUAGACUGACUAAAACCCCAAGUGCUAUCUGUCCUCCUGUCCCUCCCUUCCUCUGUGUGUUUAUCACACACACUCCUCAGUAAGAGGACAACGUUCUCUCUCUGCAUCCUCCACUCUUGGAAGCAGUCGUCUGAAGGAUCCAGGCCGGCGUGAACGUACCUCACCUGCGAGCUUCUAUCUCGAGCCUCCAGGACCUUCAAUUGGAUUCCAGCUACAUGGGAAAACGUUUGGAGCAGCAGCAAAUGUACCCCCACUACACCUACUACUACCCCCACUAUCUCCAGACCAAGCAGUCCUAUGCACCUCCCCCUCCGCCCAUGGCUCCGCCCAGCCCUGGCACCACAGGAGGAGGAGGAGGUGGAGGAGGAGGAAGUCAUGGAGGAGGGCUAGUGGAGCAGCUUAGUAAGACCAACCUGUACAUCAGAGGCCUGCCGCCUGCCACCACCGACCACGACCUCAUCAAACUCUGCCAGCCAUAUGGGAAGAUUGUGUCAACAAAGGCCAUCCUGGACAAGAACACCAACCAAUGCAAAGGCUAUGGCUUUGUGGACUUUGACAGCCCUGCAGCAGCCCAGAAAGCUGUGGCCUCGCUCAAAGCCAGUGGAGUCCAGGCACAGAUGGCAAAGCAACAGGAGCAGGACCCCACCAACCUCUACAUCUCAAACCUGCCACUCUCCAUGGAUGAGCAGGAGCUGGAGAACAUGCUGAAGCCCUUCGGUCAUGUCAUCUCCACACGGAUACUGAGGGAUGCCAACGGCCUGAGCAGAGGAGUCGGCUUUGCUAGGAUGGAGUCGACAGAGAAGUGUGAUGUGGUGAUUCAAAAUUUCAACGGGAAAUUCUUGAAAACCCCUCCAGGCAUGACAGCCCCUGCAGAGCCUUUGCUGUGCAAGUUUGCUGACGGAGGCCAGAAGAAGAGGCAAACCCAGGUGAAGUAUCCCCAGAAUGGCCGACCGUGGACACGGGAAGGAGAGAGUGGUAUGGCAUUGACGUAUGAUCCCUCCGCAAUGCAGAAUGGGUUUUACACGUCGCCAUACAGCAUCUCCACCAAUCGGAUGAUUGCACAGACGUCAAUCACACCCUUCAUCGCUGCUUCCCCCGUCUCUACAUAUCAGGUCCAGAGUACAUCAUGGAUGCCACAUCAUCAACAGUAUGUUAUGCAACCUACAGGCGCUGUGAUCACCCCAGCAGCGGCUAUAGAGCCCAGUUUGUCUCUUCACCCCUCCAGUGUGAUGGCUCCUCUCAGCCAGCAGAUGAACCACCUGUCUCUGGGCACCACAGGCACUUACAUGCCUGCUGCAGCAGCUGCUCCUAUGCAAGGAACCUACAUUCCCCAGUACACUGCAGUGCCUGCCUCUGCCAUCACAGUAGAAGGUGUGGUGACGGACCCUUCUUCACAGACAGCUGCCCCCUCCUCCCAGGACGCCAGCGGGCAGCAGCCUUUAUCAGUGGAGAAUACAGGAGAUCAUUCGACAGCCUACUCUUACCAGCAGUCUAAGUGAGUGUUAUAACAGGAUUGGUAGGAAUCAUUGCUGCAUUGCCUAUACCAAGGCGCUGGAGACAAAGAGAGAAUCAAAAUGAAACGGGGACAAAAAAAAAGAGGUGAUAUGGGCAACGUUGAGGGGAGAAUGCUUCCACUGUGCACAGGCACCAAAUAAAAGACAAAAUGAAAAAAAAAAAAAUCAAUUAUAUUUCUUACCUGGUUGAACCAAGAAAAAGACAAAAUGAUGAAGAGAAAUGAUGGUUUGCUGAACCUGAGGACAAUGAAAUAAAACGCAGUCUGCAUCUUUGAGUCUAUCGUUUCUCACUGUGAGACUGGACUUUGCCUCUGAAGGAAAAGGAGAAGACGGACUGAAAUCUAAACUCAACCAACAAGCUGUACAGAAAAAAAGAACAUUUGAUUGUGCAGGUAGAUUUUCAGACUUUUUUUUAUCAAAAAAAGGAAGGAAGCAAAGUCUAGGAAAAAAAACAGGUUGUCUUCCUUUGAUAUUAAGCUACAUUUAUUUUCAUUAUUUUUAUUAUUUGAGUAGUUUUCUAGAAUAUCAAUGUUUUCGUAAAUCUUUAUUGCCUUAAUUUUCUCAAACUUUGGGAAAAAAGUUUCCAUAAUGUUGAAUUAUUUAAAAAAAAAAAAGAAUGGUUGAAUGAUUUGAGAAGUUCUUAAAGAGUUCCGAGAACCACCGAGAAUAAAUCUACAAAGCUAUUUGUACAGGAUAAAAAUAAAAAAAGGUUGUAAUUGUAUGAAGAUGAUUUUAAAUUAUGUGGUGCAGUGCAGCUGAUGUUUGGUUGGUGGAAAAACAAAAAAUCUUCUUUAAUGCGACUUGUGGGAUGGGUCAAUCCACUGCUUCCUGGAAAAUGCAGUUAAGUUUAAUCAUGGGAUAAAAUUUCUGUUUCUUCAUCACAUUUGUAUUUUUUUGUUUUUAUAACCUUCAAAAGGGUUUUGCUUUGCCUGCUUUGCUUGUCUCACUGCAAAAAGAAAAGUAAAAAAGGAACAUUUCUGACAUUGACUAAAAGCAGAAAUAAACGCUAGGAUUUUUAAAUGUGCAAAAAGCAAUAGUUUUAGUAAAACUGUUGACAGUUUCUUGAGUCUUUCUUAACCGUUGAACAAAAGCAGCCAUCAGGUGGCACAUUUUAUACCAAAGAUGAAGAAACUAGGUAAUGAAGAGAUAUUCCUUAUGUUGCUUUUUCUUUAUUUUUUCACCUCUGAAACUGAGAUUUUUAUCGAUUGUCAUGCUGUUGGCAUGUGAGCUAAUUUAUCAGUGACUGAGAACAUGCAGUAGGUCUUUAAACACAACUGCCUCAACCAGAAGAGUGUGCUCUGUGAUGUUUUCUUUGUCAAGUGAUCAAACAGUGGUGAUGAUUUAAAGUGGCGCUGUAACAUCUGUGUGGUAUGGUGAAAGUGGAGGAGGUAGGUAUAUUAUUGGGAAUAAGUUGUUUCACAAUACUUCAGUGGUAAAGGUUUGGAAAACGAAUGGUAUCCUGUGGAAUGGUGGUGUGUACUCUUUAAACCUUUGUACCCACCCAACAACUCCCUCUUCAGGCUGCAUUGACCAACCACGAAUACCGACACUGAGAUGCUGUAACUCCUUCUGAUGGCCAGCCAAAAUGCUCCUAUUUCGAAAUGCAUAGUCUCAGUCCAUACGUUUUACGCCACUGUCUUGCCAAACACAAGCCAUUUAAAAUGUGAGCAGCAGGGCGAUGAUCUCUGUCAGAGGAAAGGGCAUUUCUGUUGAACAAACUCAUUUCAGCUUAUGUAUAUUCUAAAAGGUCGAGGAGAGAGUUGUUGUGUUUUUUCUUUUUGUGUUGCCUUUUUUAUUUGUCUUUCUUGAGAGUUGAUUAUGAAGUGUGAGCUGCUAAAUACUUUUCAUUAAUGAGGAUUGAGGCAGCCUUGUGUUGGGUGGGUGUGGAAGACGUACACCUCCAGAAUGACAGCAAUUGACUAUUUGAAGGCAAGAUACUGGAAAGACAGUUAAGUGUUAUCCUUGAAAUCACUGCUUAAGCAUCCGGCAAGUCUUGUGCCUCUUUUCAGGUGACAGAAGAGACAUGUUGCAAAAAAAUAUGAGAAUUAUAAUUCUGGUCAAAUCUGGUAAUAGGAAUCUGCAUUAUUUGUACUGAGUAACAGGGAACAAAAUGUCCUCUAUGGACUUUAACUGACUGACACAGGCUCUGAGGUCACACCCUUGAAGCUCCACCUACCUGACACUCAGCCAAUGAAAAGAAGCUAAUGGAUACAUAGGAACAGACAGUGGGGUUCAACCAAAAUCAAGCAGAUACAAACCUCUGUGGGAAAAUAAAUUAUUGAAAGAAGAGAGAAAGUAGACAAAGCGAGAACAAAAGUACUAUUUAUGAGAUCUUUUUUUGUACAGGUGUGUAAAAGAAGAUGCAACAGAAAUAACUUUGAUGAUGCUAUUUUUUUAUUUGCUUGGUCACAUGCCUCCCAUGUCUUUCAAAUUGUGAUUCUGAGAGUGUCUGUAGAAACAGUGGAUAUUGCUGUAGUUUCAAAUGUCUCUUUUCUUUUUGUUUUCUUUUUAGACAAGUCUUUCAAUAAAAAACGUUUUAAACAGUCAA